Molecule: messenger RNA, 1209 nt
Organism: Exophiala bonariae
Lineage: Eukaryota; Fungi; Ascomycota; Eurotiomycetes; Chaetothyriales; Herpotrichiellaceae
Exons: 2
Coding region: 1-1209 (402 amino acids)
Biological process (GO): D-sorbitol catabolic process
Molecular function (GO): zinc ion binding; L-iditol 2-dehydrogenase (NAD+) activity
Source: RefSeq, a predicted model, not a curated record
AUGGCUAUCUCAGCCGAAACCAACGAACAGCGCUUGAACGGAAUUUCCAAAACUAAUGGCCGUACUCCAAGCUCUAGCCAACCUUCCGCCGUCAAUUCCGCCUUCGUUCUGAAGGAGAAGGGCCACUUCUAUUACGAAGAUCGACCAAAACCAUCACUCCCGUCCGAGGAUUAUGUCAUCGUCAAGGUCUGCUGUACUGGAAUUUGCGGCUCCGAUGUUCACUACUGGACACAUGGAGAGAUCGGUGACUUCAAAGUCCGCCAGCCUCUCGUCCUCGGCCACGAGUCGACAGGAAUUGUCCAAGAGUGUGGAUCCGCGGUAAAGACGUUGAAGCCAGGAGACCGCGUUGCACUGGAACCGGGAACUCCCUGCCGGAGAUGUGAAUUUUGUCGUGCUGGACGAUAUAACCUCUGUACCACCAUGAAGUUUGCUGCCACACCACCAUACGAUGGGACACUGGCGACAUUCUACACCCUCCCAGAAGACUUCUGCUACCUAUUGCCAGAGCAUGUUACUUUGGAAGAAGGCGCUCUGAUCGAGCCUCUCAGUGUUGCAGUACAUUGUGCUAGGCUAGCUGAUCUUUCUUUUGGGCUCUCUGUCCUGGUCCUGGGCGCUGGUCCGAUCGGGUUGCUUUGCUGCGCGGUUGCCCGAGCAUAUGGAGCCUCAAACGUCACCGUGGUUGAUAUCAACGCCGGCCGCCUCGCAUUUGCAAAGGAUUAUGCCGCCACGGCCGUCUACCAAAUGAACUCCGUCUCAGCCGAUGAAAAUGCCCGUCGGAUAAUGAAAAUGCCUGGCUUGACUGACGGGGCUAAAGUUGUCAUUGACGCAACUGGAGCUCAACAAUGUAUCAGCACCGGAAUCCAUGUAUUGAAACAUGGUGGUAUUUUCAUUCAAGCAGGGCUUGGGGCAGCCGAGAUCGCUUUCCCAGUCGCGCAGCUGUGUUCGAAAGAAGCGACCUAUCGUGGCAGUUUUCGCUAUGGUCCUGGCGACUACCAAAUGGCGAUCGAGCUCUUGCAACAACGGAAACUGAGUGUGAAGGAGCUCAUCACGGACAAGUUCGACUUCGACCAAGCAGAGAUGGCGUUCAGGCAUGUCGAACAGCGUCGCGGCAUAAAGACCGUCAUAUAUGGCCCAAACAACACACUAGGGGCAUACCAUGGGUCAACCCAUGCAGAAACCCAGAACUUUCAAAUCAGGUCACCUGAAUAA